UAUUUUUUCGAAUUUUCCUCUUGUUUCGAAUAUUUUCCCUUGAUAGUAAAUCUUUAUUUUUAAGAAUCCGUAUUUUUAUUUUUUCUCUUCUCAUUCUACUAGAGUUGUACAAGGAGGUAGUACAAGAUUGUUCCCCGUCGAGUGGAAGGCCUCUGGGAGAAUCUUUUAUGGAAGCAGCGCCACGGGAUCUAGGGACGGGGGGGGGAUUUAAAAAUGUCUCCGAUUCUACCACAACUUUGAGGAAAUCCCCCCUAUUUUUUAUUAAUUUUUUAUUAUUUUUAUUUUUAGAUGAUCAAAUGAAAGAAAAUCGUUCAUUAAUAACAAUGGGAAUGAAACCAUUUUUAAAUGAUGAACAAUUAUCAAUUCGUGUAAAAAUGAAUUUAUGUCAAUUAUGUAUAGCUUUAUCAGAUAAUGAAUAUGUUCAAGCAGACGAGGGGGGAGAACAUGUCAUACAAUUUUUACUUGCAAAUUUGGUGGUCAAUCGCAGCGAUUUGAAUGUAAAGCAACGCUCUUCAGUCCAACAACAACAAUUAUUACAAGCGUCUAGUGAUGCAAGUCUAAUUACUCAAUUGAGUGCACAAUGUGCUCAAGCAUUAUAUACAAUUUCGAAUACUAGCAAAGUUGCUUGUGAGCUUCUUUGGCCAAAACUUUUUGAAUAUGUUUGUGUUGAACAAUAUUCACUAGUAAUUACAGAUAUAUUUAAAUGCUUACGUGUUCUGUGUGGAAGAAUAAAACAAUCUUGUAAUAAAUUGGAUAUUUAUGAUUUUGAAGCUAAUUCAAAACUUCCUGGACCUUUCCAAUUAAUUUGUCGAUUAAUUGUAUUUAUGAAUGGAGCACCCCAAAAUGCCCAAUUAAAUGCACGAGCAAAAGAAUCAAUCAAUUUAUUUGGAGAAUUGUUUUGUUGGUUAAAUAAUAAAUUUUGUGAGCAAGAUUCCCCAUUUCCAAAAAUUAUUGGACAUUUAUUGGAAAGUUUACAAAAAGAAUUUUCAUCAAAUUAUCCAUCAAAUGAAGAUAAAAAUGAUUAUUUUGGAAAAGAAAUUUUAUUUUCGAGGGUUGAGAGGUGGCAAGCUGUUAUAUUAGAUUUAUUAUGUUCUUUAAUAAAUGCUGUUGAUGAUCAGUCUUGGCGACAAAAUUUAGCUUCUGCCCAAGCAAAACAAUUAAGUACACUUUUUACUUCAGCUUCAGAUUCUUUUCAAUCUUCGCAAGAUAAAGCUUUUUUAAUGCGUUGUUUAGGCUGUACACUUGCAAGAAUUGAAGAUCCAACAUUUAUUAAAGAACAUUUAUAUUUUUUAUUUCGACAUACCCAACACUCCUCAAUUAUUGAAAGAAUUGGUUGUGCAAUAGCUACAGGACACUGUGCUUCAGUUUUGGAUCAUGCAGAUUUGGUAUUAACUGAAUUAGAAAAUGUUUCAAAAUGGGAACAUAUGAAGGAAGGAAAAAAGCAAAGUGGUGGUUCUUCUGUUGGAUUUUUGUCUUUUAUUAAGGAUUCUUUACCUUAUGGAAGAUCUGUUGAUGCAGAAAUUUUAAAUUUGAGAGCCACAAUAGUUCUCAGUUUUGGCUAUGUUUGUUUUUACUGUCCAACUGAAGGAUUAAUUUUAAGACUUCAAAAUACAGUUUUGCCAUUUUUACGUCAAUAUACUGCAAAUUCUAAGGAAUCUUCUCUUCGUGAAGCACACUUGGAAACUCUAAAUUUAAUCGCUUUGUCUGUCCAUCCAAAUAGAUUGCGUGAUUAUCGUUUUGAGUCGCGCUAUGAAUGUUUGAGUUAUAUAAAGGAAUAUGUUAAUGAUGAAAAAUCUUUUGACACAGUAACAACUUUAAUUCGUCUUCGUGCAUGUAAAGCAACUGCUUCACUUGUAUUAUUGGAACCUCCUCUUAGCGAAAACGAAUUUAUUGAUAUAAUUAAUGUUUUAAUUCCAAAUAUAUUUCCAAUAAAUAGAGAACGUGGUGGAUUAAAAGCGACAGGAGAAGAUGAUAGUUCAACAGUUAUGGAAGCAACUAUAAUUCAAUGUAGAAAUGCUAUUGCAAAUAUGGUUAAAAUGCGUCCUUGUGUUAGACCUACAGUUGGGGAAUUAUUAAAGUUAUUUUAUCAAUAUUAUGGUAGUGAACGUGAUCAUGAAAGAGCUAGAGCUGUCGAUUUUACUGUUUUAGUAUUACAAGUUUAUUCAGAAAAAGCUUCAGAUAUAACACUUGGAAUAGCAAAAGAAUUUUCUUCUCUUUCUUGGAUUAUUGCCCGUUUUUGCCCUCGUUUAUGCGAUUCUUUAAGUUUUGUUCGUCUACAAUCUUUGAGAGCUAUUUGGUUUGCUUUUAAAUUGAGUUUAUUACAUAGAGGACAUUCACCUUCUGAUGUUGAAAUGGUUGACUCUUCUCUUUUUAAUAUUGACAAAUUUAUUGAAUUAUAUUUUGGUGGAACACAAGAAGGACGUUUAGAUUCUAAUAAAUGUAGUGGAGCUAUUUUGGCUAUUUCCAAGGAAGUUGAAAGUCGCCUACCACAAUCUCAAGUCCAAAAUUAUAUUCAUAUGUUAUUCAAAAUGUUAUCUGACAAGCAAGGAAAUGUUAGCAGUGCUGCUGCUCAAUUAUUAACAAAUAUUCUCUCUUAUAGAGCGAAUUUAUUACAAAAAGAGGCAGAAGUUUUGCUAAUAAAUAUGCUCGAUCAUUUGGCUAGAACUCGACAAGAAAAAAUCCAAACAUACACAGAAUUACUUAAUGGAUUUGUUCUUUUUUCUGGACAUCAUUUACAUUUGGCUGUUCAAGUACUUUUGAGGCAAACACUUCCAUAUAAUCAGUUUGUUAUUUUUUUUAUAAAUUUUUUUUUGAGUUGA
This is a messenger RNA of Meloidogyne enterolobii, 2819 nucleotides long. The record is from the annotation of a GenBank genome assembly. Lineage: Eukaryota; Metazoa; Nematoda; Chromadorea; Rhabditida; Meloidogynidae.